CUUCUCCAGUGGCAGUGUUGUGAGAGAAGGAAAAUAGAGAUUUUUAAAGGCUCGUGCCUUUUUGGGUUUGUGUGAAGGCUUUGCUCAGCCCGAGCAACCACAGAACCGCAGAAGUUCGGCUCGGGACUUUUUUUUUGUAUGGGGCUACCGGCAGUGCGUCAAUGGUUAAUUGUCGAUGCUCAACUUCAGAUUUGAGGACCAGUAAGUACGCUUCAACCACACUGUCUAGUGCAGCGUGCUUGGCUCCAUCAUAUCCAAAAAGGUGACAUUUUUUUCCUAAACCAGAACUGGUCAUUACUUGUGGUUAAGAACAUAGCUGAUACCAAAGCAAUAUUCUUGUGGAUGUUUUUUCGUACAUCUUACCCUGGCACCGUGCAUUCUCCUAACUUAAAACUCAUCAAGGGUCAACGACAACCGCAGAGGACCAACAUUUUUAUGCCAAGUGACCAAAGCUGGCGACCAACAUGGCAUCUAACAGCCUCUUCAGUUCUGUGACCUCAUGUCAGCAGAACUUCUUCUGGGAUCCCAGCGCCGGACGGAGGUUCAGUCCGCCGGUAUCGGUGAAAAUGAACGAUGUGAACUCCAGCGCGGGACAGCAGCAGCAGCAGCAGCAGGAUAGCGCUGUGGUGCCAAGACUCCGUGCGCAAGAGAACCGCUCCAUGGCCGAGAUCAUCGCCGACCACCCCGCCGAACUGGUCCGAACCGACAGUCCAAACUUUCUCUGCUCGGUUCUGCCUUCUCAUUGGAGAUGUAAUAAAACCCUACCAGUUGCUUUUAAGGUGGUGGCCCUUGGGGAGGUUUCUGAUGGGACGGUGGUCACAGUGAUGGCUGGGAAUGAUGAGAAUUAUUCAGCUGAGCUCAGGAAUGCCUCAGGUGUCAUGAAGAACCAGGUGGCCCGCUUCAACGAUCUGCGCUUUGUGGGCCGAAGUGGAAGAGGGAAGAGCUUCACCCUGACCAUUACAGUAUUCACAAACCCACCGCAAGUGGCCACUUACCACAGAGCCAUUAAGGUCACGGUGGACGGACCGCGAGAACCCAGGAGGCACAGGCCGAAGUUGGACGACUCACCGAAAGCCGGACUCUUCUCCGACCGGCUGAGCGAACUAGAGCGUAUCCGGCAGACCACUAUGAGGGUUACCGUGCCAACGCAAACACCGCGGCCUUCCCUUAACAGCCCAAACUCCUUCACGCACCAGGGGCAAACACAGAUAACAGAUCCACGUCAGGCUCAGUCUUCCCCACAGUGGUCAUAUGACCAGGCGUACCCAUCAUAUCUGAGUCCCAUGGCAUCCCCGUCUGUGCACUCCACCACCCCCCUUUCCUCCAGCCGAGCCACAGGCCUGCCCUCCAUCAGCGAUGUCCCCAGACGCCUCCCAGGUUCAACAGAUUUGAGUCCUUUUCCUGGCCAGUUUGAGCGUCAAUUCGCCGGGUUUUCCUCAAUCACCGAGAGCCGGUUUUCCAGUCCCAGAAUGCAUUACCCAGCUACCUUCACGUACACGCCAACCCCUGUCACCACAGGAAUGUCUCUCGGCAGCGCCCACUACCACACCUACCUACCCCCACCUUACCCCGGCUCCACCCAGAACCAAAGUGGACCCUUCCAGAGCAGCAGCACGCCCUAUCUCUACUAUGGCCCCUCCUCUGGCUCGUACCAAUUCUCUAUGGUUCCAGGGGGGGAUCACACACCCACACGGAUGAUGCCACCUUGUACUAGCGCCUCCACAGGGACCAGCUUGGUCAACCCAAAUCUCCCUGUCCAGGCUGAUGGAAGUGGAGGGGUUGAGGGGGACGGUAGUCAUAGUAACUCCCCCACUCUGCUCAAUCCUGCUGGUAGAAUGGACGAAGGUGUAUGGCGGCCAUAUUGAUUGAACAAUGAUGCACGUAAACAACAAAGAUCUGUCCCGGUCUGACGGAAUCUCCAAAGAAACGGCAUGGUUUUAAAGCACAAACCUUGGGAUUUUCAUCCUGUUUUGCUGGACUACUUUCCUUCGCUAUGUUUUCAUUUCAUUUUUAGUAUUUAUGAACUAAUUGAAAGGGAAGUAUUUUUUGUACAUUGAUAUCUUUGCGACUGUUAAAUCUAUGGCUGUAAUAAAUUAUUCUGGACCUUUUGACCUCUAGGAAACAUUGUCCUAGGUGGCAAUAUUUGGAAAUUGAAGGAACAGAGAUGGUUUGAGUAUUUCAUUAGCAUCAUGUUUUUAUUUACUUGGCAUGUCUUUAAUAUAUAGUUUAAAGCACUGAACAUCUGUCCAAGACAAUUUAGUGUGAGAAGACACUUUUUUGCUUCUUUUUUUUUACUCAAGCAUGUAAGAUAUACAUAUUUUAUAAAAUAAAAUAAGGAUUUAAAGUAACUUAUAAAGCCAUAGAUUAAUUAAUGUAUUUGGAUCUUGAGUUAUAGAUGGAAUAUUUUUUGUAUGUCAUCUAUUUUUUAAUGCAAGUAAUUUAGUGUAAUGAAAAUUUCUGUGCCUUAAAUUUUAGCAUACUGAUCACACACAGUUGUAUUUUUUAGUCGGUUUAGCACAUUCAAAAUGAUAUGUAAUAAGCUUCUUUUUUUCUUUUUUUUUUGUCGGAGUACUAAACGUUUCACAAAUGUCAACAUAAUAAAAUGGUAACAAAUGGUUUUUAAAGCUUUAAACCAAUGAAAUGGACAUGGAUGCUCUAAAGUGUUUGCCAGUGUGUAUGAUCAAGCUUUCUUUGAGUAGCAUGCAUGUGCUGGGAUAAUUUAUUUAGCAUUUACAUUGUGUAAUUAUUAGAAAUUUCUGGGAAAAUGUACUGUACACAGCAUUUACUGUACACAGAUUUUCUCACCUGAGAACUGGAGCAAUUAUCGGACCAAAGGACACUACACAGUGUGGUGCACUAAAUUAAGGCACUACAUUACGUAUCGUAACAAUGAAAAUAGAGUAAGUUCCAAUAAUAGUUUAUUUGGGAUGUGACUUAUUUAUGCUGUUUGAAAUUUUUCAAACAUUUAGCUCCGUUUUAUUCCACUGUAAAUCUAGGAUAUAGUGGUGCAUUGUCAAUUUUGCUUAUGAACAUCAUGUUGAAAAUGAUUGUCUGGAAUUUAAACAGUUUUCCACAAAUUGAAUCUGGAAUUCUGUAACUUGGGUUAAAUUUCUUUAGUGCCUUACAGUUGAAACUAUCAAAACCUCAUGGAACUAUGGAAAGUUUUAGUCUGCUUUAAACAAAAUACUGCUUAAAAAGCCUAUAUUUACGCAAUCAAAUGAGAAAACCAAAGCUCUUAAAUGUUUUUUAUGUUGAAAAUUUAUUCUCUACAGCCUUAUUUACCUGAACAUUGGUCCAGUGUUGCUUUGCUGGUAGAACUAGUCAAGGUUUCUUUUGACUGCUUCAUAUGAUCAGGGCGUUUACCUACAAAUUUGAAUAGCUGUGAGUGUGUACAAAAUGUUUACAACAUUCUGAGUGUGUGUUGUAUAUAGGAAUCAAAUACACCACCCCUGUUUUGUUGAAUUAUUAUCUAUUUUUCCUUUGUAAAUUAGUAUUUAUCUCAUCUGAUGAAACGGACAGGUAAACUAAGAGCAAUUUGUAGCAAAUUUGUCUCUGGUUCUUGCAUGCUUUCCUUUGCACAAUUUGUUUUUCUUCCCCAAGUCCUUUUUAUCUUUAAAGACCCCACAAACUCACUUGACAAGUUUAUUUUCCUGUGUUGACAACAUGAUCACACUGGAAAUCGACAUGUAGCUUCCGAAAGUUCAUGUACACUGAAAUCAACCCCAUUUAGCUGAAUUACUGAUAAUCGCCAUACCCUAUCAGACAUAUUUGCAUUGAUUUUAUCGUAGACACAUUUCCUUCUAGCGAUAUUGAUAGCAUGUUGCGUGAGCAACCUCAGAGUCAUGGGUUCUGGUUCCAUGGAAAUCAGCAUGUAAUCACGUUCACAUAAAACAAUGGUCAGCACGAUUUAUUUUGUGUUAGAAUUAGGGUUGGGUUUGAGUUCGAGGGUUAGAGGCAUUUCUGUUGACUGUAUUACAUUAUUUACAACUAAUAUACACUUUGUUUUGGCGACACCCUGAAACUAAAGCUCACACAUGCUUAAAGGUUUAACAGCACUUCCAGCUUCGGCCACUGGGGGCAGUGAUUUGAAUAUCGGUAAGCACUGACAAAUUUCAGCAGCAAAACGUUCAACCUACUGUUGCCGAAUACACUGUAACUUCAGACUGGUCUUGAAGCAUUUCCUAUUGAAACAAAAAAUUGGGGCUGUUCAAAGUUUGGUGUUGUAGGUGGAGUGGUCAGUUUAACACCCUAGAAAACAUUUUAAUGGAAAUAUAUGUGGAUACACCACUGAGUGCAGGAUAAGUAAUAAAAAUAUUUCAUCCAUUUCGCUAAAUGAGAAAAAACUGUACAUUUUAAAUACAAAAACAUAAUUUUGUCAACGUUUAUGAGUACAAUAGCGUAUAGAUCACCUCAACACCUAUAGACAUGCAAUAAAAGCCACAAAAGUCCAAUUGUGAUUUCAUGGGGUCUUUAAUUCUGGAUAAAUUGAGGGUUCAAGGGGAAAUUAUCAUGACAACAGUGAAAGAAAUUGGCUUUUUUAAUUGUUCUAUGUUGUUAACAUUUUUCUUUGUAAGGGAAAUAAAAAGAGAUUUU
Messenger RNA from Xyrauchen texanus (razorback sucker), 4593 nucleotides. Its product is annotated as runt-related transcription factor 2-like. Gene Ontology annotation, cellular component: nucleus. The record is from RefSeq and is a predicted model, not a curated record. Gene Ontology annotation, molecular function: RNA polymerase II cis-regulatory region sequence-specific DNA binding; DNA-binding transcription factor activity, RNA polymerase II-specific; ATP binding. The transcript has 7 exons. Bases 465 to 1865 code for a protein of 466 amino acids. Gene Ontology annotation, biological process: regulation of transcription by RNA polymerase II; regulation of cell differentiation; neuron differentiation. NCBI's taxonomy places the organism in Eukaryota, Metazoa, Chordata, Actinopteri, Cypriniformes, Catostomidae.